This is a messenger RNA of Cryptomeria japonica (Japanese cedar), 2732 nucleotides long. RefSeq names its product receptor-like protein EIX2. Gene Ontology annotation, molecular function: protein binding. NCBI's taxonomy places the organism in Eukaryota, Viridiplantae, Streptophyta, Pinopsida, Cupressales, Cupressaceae. The transcript has 2 exons. The record is from RefSeq and is a predicted model, not a curated record. The coding region runs from base 39 to 2456 and encodes 805 amino acids.
GGCCGCCCAGAGAAGAAGUGCAAUUCCCUCCAUCCCAAAUGGCCAUCCCUUUACGCAAAUUGACUGGUAUUGUUUUUCUUCUCUUCUUCUGCCCUCCUCUUUCCCAUGGAUUAAUGUCCAACAGGUGUCCUUCCCACGAAUCCCAAGCUCUGCUCCUCUUCAAAGCUGCCUUGAAUGACUCCAAUGGCUAUCUGAGUUCGUGGGUAAAUGGAACAGACUGCUGCACCUCCUGGUAUGGCAUUUCCUGCGACGAUAACACCAACCACGUUAUCUCUGUUGAAGCCCUUUCUUUCCACGGUGUGAUAUCUGAGAGCAUCUGCCAACUUCGUUUUCUCACAUCACUCACUAUAUCUGGAGUAUAUCAAGGUACUACCACCAUUCCUCCCUGUUUGGGAAAUCUCUCUUAUAUUGAGCUUUUAGAUUUGUUUUCUAAUAGCUUUAGUGGGAUGAUUCCCCCUCUCGUUUGUUUGCUAACCCGCCUUAAAGUCCUUGAUCUUUCAAGCAAUAACUUGAAUGGAAGCAUACCUUCCUGCCUUGGCAAUCUUGCUUCUUUAACAUACCUUAAACUUAGUUACAACCAACUUAGUGGAAGAAUACCGGCUUCUCUUGGAAGUCUCUCUUUGUUGAGGAAUUUGUAUCUUGAUAACAACCAACUGAGCGGCAUCGUUCCAGAUUCAUUGGGCAAUCUCUCUUUACUCGAGCGGUUGGAUAUUAGCAAUAACCAACUCAGCGGAACCAUUCCCCCUUCAUUUGCUCACCUUUCCUCACUCACUGCCUUGUAUGCUGCUGGCAAUCGUUUCAAUGAAACCGUCUUUUCUUUGUCACUUCCACCUUCUUUACAUACUCUAUACCUGUCAUUACACCAUUACCAGUCGAUUUCAGAAACUUCCUUUCACAACCUUACAAGAUUAAGUGAUUUGUAUUUAUGUGAUUGUGUCCUAAAUAUUAGCACAACUUGGAUUCCACCCUUUGAUUUAUCUUAUCUACAUUUAGUGUCAUGUAUGAUUGACGGUGAAUUUCCACCUUGGAUUUCAACACAAAUUUCACUUGAAUGGUUGGUUAUAACUAAUGCCAGUCUUGUGGGCGUUUUUCCCUCUUGGCUAUGGGAAACCAGUCCUCAGUUAACUUAUCUAAAUCUUUCAGGAAAUCAUUUGGAAGGAAGCCUAUUCUCAAAUACUUCAUCGUGGAUGAAACUAGGACAACUAGAUUUGGCUAGAAAUAAAUUGAGUGGGUGCAUCCCAUCAACGUGGCCUUCUUAUAUGAGUAUACUGCUGCUCAAUGACAAUUUGUUCAGUGGCAAUAUUCAUCCAAACCUGGGCAAGUUAUCUAAUCUCAACAUGUUAAAUCUUGCAAACAACAAGAUAACAGGAGUGAUCCCUGUCAGUUUGUCCAAUUGUUCUUUACUUAUUGUUCUGAAUUUGGGAAAUAAUAGUUUGGAGGGAAGCUUACCACAUGAGUUUAGUAACCUAAGAUUAUUAUCAUUAGUUCUUCGCAAUAAUAAUUUGCAUGGACCAUUCCCUCCAAUAGCAAAUUCUUCAAUGCUACAGGUUCUUGAUAUUGGAAACAAUUUGUUUGAAGGUCAAAUACCAACAUUAAUUGGAAAUAUCUCAGAGCUAAAAGUAUUGAUAAUGAAGGAGAACAAAUUUACAGGUAGCAUUCCUUUAGAGAUAGGUCAAUUAAAGCACCUCCAGAUCUUGCUCCUUUCUUCCAAUCAUAUCUCAGGUUCAAUUCCACACACAAUUGUAUUCCUGCAAGCAAUGGCAAAUGAAAGUCAAAAUGGUUUUGUAUUAACCACUUAUACUAAAGGGCCAUUAUACCAAGAUGGAUUGGAUAUGACUUUAAAAGGUACAGAUCAACAUUACCAAUAUAUUCUUUCCACACUCACAUCCAUAGAUCUCUCAAGUAAUGAAUUGGAGGGAAAAGUUCCUUCUAAUUUUGGGGAUUUGAAGGGGCUAAGGCUUCUAAACCUUUCAAUGAACAACUUGAAUGGGACCAUUCCAAAAAGUUUUGGAGAAAUGCAUCAAUUGGAUUCCUUAGACCUUUCAAGAAAUCAUUUUUCAGGACAAAUCCCUACAGAGCUUGAAUCUCUAAGCUUUUUGGGUUCACUGGAUCUAUCAAACAACAACCUUUCAGGAAGCAUACCACAAGGAAUACAUAUGAUUGGCUUUGGAGAAUCCUCUUAUUCAGGGAAUCCUAAUUUAUGGGGGUGUCCCCUACCUAGAAAUUGUUCUUGGCCACAGUUUGUUCCUUCUCCUCCUCCAAUUUACAUUAAUAAAAUAAAGAAAAGCACUAAAUAUCCAUGGUAUGCGAUAUCAUUGGGAUUGUCCUUUGGAAUGGCUUUUGGGGGGAUAAUAUCAUUGAUCGUGAUAAAAAUCAGUUGGAGAAAUGAAUACUUCAACAAAGUUGAUGCAAUCCUAAAGUUCUUAUUUCCUUGGAUGAAGAAUUUGACAUUGUGAAGAUAUCUACAAGUCAUUGAAAGGAAUCUAUUUUUUCUUAUGAAGGUUUCUAGUGACUCUUAAAAAUGGUAACAACACUUGUGUGUCUUUCAAUUGAGAGAAUGUGUUGUAGACUUGUGGUUUUUUUUUAAUGUUUUGAUGGAUAGGUAGAAUGAGUAUGCUCACAUUAUAUGCAUAGCAUUGUAGUAUCUCAAAAUAACGUACAAAAUGUAAACAAAAUGGUCAGAAAUUUUCAUUUCCAGAUGGAAAUAUACAGAAUGUUGAUGCUUAUAAUUA